Messenger RNA from Lactuca virosa, 204 nucleotides. Lineage: Eukaryota; Viridiplantae; Streptophyta; Magnoliopsida; Asterales; Asteraceae. The record is from the annotation of a GenBank genome assembly.
AUGAAUUUGAUUCUGACAGUUGGCAUUUUGCACUGGUCCUAUGUGCAAAUACAGAAACAGGAAACAAACUGUAUAGAUACAUGCAGGAUUGAGCCAAGGUACCAAGAGAUGGCGAGUAGGAAUAUUGCAGAAGCUACUGAAGAUGGGGUUAUAGUAAGAAUUAUAGCAGGGGAACUUGGGGAUGAAUAUACACAUGAAUUUUAG